UGUUAAACCAGCUCCAUGAAUGCUGUGCGUCUCUCUCUGCAGAUGAUGUACCUAGGCUCUGGCUUGUGCUGUGUAGGAGCCCUGGCUGGCCUCUCCACCCAGAAGACUUCCCGACUUGGCAAUGCCCUGGGCAUGAUGGGCGUUGCUGGUGGUCUGGCGGCCACUCUUGGGGCUCUGAAGCCUUCCCCUGAACUCCUGGCUCAGAUGAGUGGCGCCAUGGCCGUUGGUGGCACUUUGGGACUGACUAUUGCAAAGCGAAUCCAGAUCUCAGACCUGCCUCAGCUGGUCGCUGCCUUCCACAGCUUGGUGGGGAUGGCUGCAGUCCUGACCUGCGUGGCAGAGUACAUGGUGGAAUACCCACAUUUCGCCACUGACCCAGCUGCCAACCUCACCAAAAUCGUAGCCUACUUGGGUACCUACAUCGGAGGAGUGACCUUCAGCGGCUCCCUCGUCGCUUAUGGGAAACUCCAGGGUCUCCUGAGCUCAUCACCUCUGAUGCUUCCCGGACGUCACUUCUUGAAUGCUGGGCUGAUGGCAGCAAGUGUGGGUGGAAUGAUCCCUUACAUGAUGGAUCCAAGCUACACCACUGGUAUCACCUGCCUGGGCUCUGUGUCUGCACUGUCUGCCAUCAUGGGUGUUACUCUGACUGCGGCAAUUGGGGGUGCUGACAUGCCUGUGGUGAUCACAGUGUUGAACAGCUACUCGGGCUGGGCUCUGUGUGCAGAGGGAUUCCUGCUCAAUAACAACCUGCUCACCAUCGUCGGGGCCCUCAUCGGGUCUUCCGGAGCCAUCCUCUCCUACAUCAUGUGUGUGGCUAUGAAUCGCUCUCUGGCUAAUGUAAUUCUUGGUGGCUACGGUACCUCCUCCACUGGCACUGGCAAACCCAUGGAAAUCACUGGAACCCACACAGAGAUCAACCUGGAUCAAACUGUUGAGAUGAUCAAAGAGGCCAACAGCAUCAUCAUCACUCCAGGUUAUGGUCUGUGUGCAGCAAAAGCUCAGUACCCCAUCGCUGAACUGGUAAAGAUGCUCCAAGAACAGGGCAAGAAAGUCCGGUUUGGUAUCCACCCAGUAGCUGGCCGAAUGCCUGGUCAGCUGAAUGUGCUGCUGGCUGAAGCUGGAGUUCCUUAUGACAUAGUGCUGGAAAUGGAUGAAAUCAAUGAAGACUUCCCAGAAACUGACCUGGUCAUGGUUAUUGGUGCAAAUGAUACUGUGAACUCAGCGGCCCAAGAGGACCCAAACUCCAUAAUUGCUGGAAUGCCGGUUCUGGAAGUCUGGAAGUCGAAACAGAUUAUUAUAAUGAAGAGGUCCCUGGGAGUAGGCUAUGCAGCUGUGGACAAUCCUAUCUUCUACAAGCCCAACGCUGCAAUGCUGCUGGGUGACGCCAAGAAGACCUGUGAUGCCCUGCAGUCAAAAGUCCGGGAAUCGUAUCAGUGAAGAGGCCUGCAGCAAACGGCUGAUUACUGAAAAUACACAAUACAAUCCAGAAACAUAGCAUUAUGCUGGUGUCUUCCCCAAUAGCUUUUAUUAUUAGUAGUAGACAAAAUGAAAUGACAGACUGUCCAAUUUUUGUAUAAUGUGUGCAGCGUCCAGUGUUUUUUUAAAUUGGAAUAUAAGAUUUUUCACAAACUGAAACUCCAUAUUUCUUAAGGUUGAAAAUGAUUCAAGAAUAUUUUAUAUUAUUUAAGCCCCCAGUAAAAUGAUGUUGAGUGUUUGUUUUUUUUGGAAGUAGACUUCUGGACAGAAAAUUGCUUCUGUAGUGUAAGGGAUUCCGAUGGAAACAUUGAAUAGUUCUAGAGCUUGGUCUAUUUUCAAAUGUUUUAGUCUCCAAAUCACCAUAAUGUAUUAUGUAAUCAGAAUACAAGGGGAUUUGAUUUUUAUUUUUACCCCCCCCCCCCCCCCCCCCCCAUAGUAAAAAGAGGAAAGGUGUUGCAGCUUUAGAUACUUUUGUAGUUUUCACCCGAUAAAUGGAUGGUUUAGUGAGGAGACCUUUGUAUUGCAGCAUGGAUUAGUCAAAACUACUCAUGUUGUGGAAUUGUUUUCAGUAUUGCGUUACUUAACACAAGAUGAAUUUUAAAAUUAAGUUGGUGAAACUGGCCUACAGUAAACAAAGUUCUACACAGUACGAUUAUAUAUCAAUUAAGAAGCCUCCAUAAAAGUGAACAAAAAAUUCAGUUGUGUCUUAACACGUGGAAAUAUUUACUGAUUGUCUUUUUUUUUUUUUUAUUGCAUUUUCUCUUACAAGCUAAAUGAUACACUGGUAUCAGUAGCCACAUACCCCAGUACUCUAGUGUAUUUCCUGCUAGUAUUAGCUUUAAUAAAAAUAAUAAUUAAACUGGUGCAGCUUUGAAACCAGUUCAGUGAUGAAACAUAUAAAUAUUGUAACAAUUAUUUAGUAUUAGAUAUACAGCUUAAUGGCCAUUGUAUCAAGUAUUAGUAACUCGGCACUUCAGUUGCAAAGCAUUCAAUAUUACCAAUUCAAUACUUAAAUUAAAUAAACAGCUUUUAUUUCUUUUGUAACUUAUAUUUGUUUCCAGUAUUGUCAGCACAAUGGGAUAUACCUUUUAACUCCAUGCUUAAUGUUAAAGUAGCUUUAUAAAAAAAUACAGUUAGUCUUGUAAUUUGGAAUUCCUCCUGGGGAAUUAAAUGUUAAACUUCUAGGUCGUCUGUAAACUGACAGCAUCUUGACUUUAUUUAUACAACUACCUUAAUGUGAUUAUAUGCACAAGGACUUGAUGUCAUGUAUUAUAUUCAAGUACAGUUAGAAACAUUAUCAUCACAACUUCCCUACCUCCAAAUCUGGUAACCAGACCAACUCUCACUAACUCCUAUGUAUUUUGUGCAUACACUUGCUUGACUUGAAACAGAAUAGGAUAUCUUUGCUUGUGUAGAACACAAAAUGCUACUUAUUGGGAUGUCAGGGGUGCUGGAGAGCUAUUGUUCACUUUCCGAAACGGAGUGGCUGUGUGUUAGUAAGGUGUCCUAUUUUUGUGCACCAUUGCAAAAAAGUUUGGGAACAGUUGAUGGCGUAGUUUACAAACCAUUUUUAAAAUUUGCCCCUUCAAUUCCAGUAAAAGAAAGGGUCCAUAACUAAAAGGAACAAUUAAUUACAUAGGCAGGUGUAGUAUUUAGGCCUUACUGGCUGCAGUCAGUUUUCUAGUAUUGUCUGCUCUUCAUUUUCUAUGUCGAUUUUAUUUAGAUUGUAAAUUCUUUUAAUACCGGCUCUGUAGACAUUUCGGCGGGAAAAAAAGGCAUUAAAAUGAUGAAUUCAGCAUGCUGUGGAGAAUGUUGAAUUGAUAUUAAUCUUCAGACUUUUUAUCAUGGAAUAUCACAAACCUAAUAAAUGACUUGACAAGAA
This is a messenger RNA of Polyodon spathula (Mississippi paddlefish), 3358 nucleotides long. Its product is annotated as NAD(P) transhydrogenase, mitochondrial. The coding region runs from base 16 to 1437 and encodes 473 amino acids. Gene Ontology annotation, molecular function: NADP binding; NAD binding; proton-translocating NAD(P)+ transhydrogenase activity. The record is from RefSeq and is a predicted model, not a curated record. Gene Ontology annotation, biological process: NADPH regeneration. The transcript has 9 exons. Lineage: Eukaryota; Metazoa; Chordata; Actinopteri; Acipenseriformes; Polyodontidae. Gene Ontology annotation, cellular component: mitochondrial inner membrane.